Molecule: messenger RNA, 1572 nt
Organism: Coccidioides immitis RS
Lineage: Eukaryota; Fungi; Ascomycota; Eurotiomycetes; Onygenales; Onygenaceae
Exons: 5
Coding region: 1-1572 (523 amino acids)
Source: RefSeq, a predicted model, not a curated record
AUGCAAUCUGGAUUUUGGCAAAGAGUUCGACAGAACGCAACAGACCUUCACGAACGAAGGGUUAAUGAACUUGAUUUCAUUAAAUCAAUUGUUGAACUUGUCGCGUCAAAUAAGGAUGAGCUGCCUGAAGUCUUCAUCUCGCUAAAAGAAGCUUUUAAAAAACAGAAAAGCAAAACUUCGAAAGCUUUCAACCGAGAGCAAGCAUUGAGCCGAUUUCUCGCGAUGAAGAAAAAAGAUUUUGAUCCCCCUCAGGGUCUUCUAGUUGCUAUUCCCAAGUUUACGAAGGAUCCGCUUUUUUUUUGGAAUGGUGGUGUCAAAGAGUCAAAGGAGACAUUUGGAAAUAUUAUAUCUUUCAUCUAUCACAGCCUUGAACGAAUAAAGAUAUGGAAUGGCAUUCAUCGCGCAUUUCAUGCUCUCGCAAUUUAUGAACUUGUCCAGCAAUUUAUGGCGCUUUAUGAAAGUAACACCUUUACAGAGCAGAUUAGGGAAGCCUUCGCUGACUUCAUCCUCGGGAAGGAUGACCUCAAGAUGAGGCAAACGGUUAUAUCAAAUGUCCAAUCUGAAUAUAAAAAGGGGGCUACAUAUUGUCUCUAUGCAAAGAUUCUUGGUCAUGGCUGCUUCUUUUACAUGUUUAAUUCCAUGCCUCCAUAUAUAUAUGAGACGUACCUGCACUCGAAAGCAGAUAUCCAAAAAGUCUCGGCAUACUAUCAGGACAUGGUUGAUUUGGAGGACAGAGAGGGUGCAGAUCAGGCUGGAAAAAGCAUCAUGAAAGUCAUUAUUGAACAGUUUAAACAUGAACGAUCGAUGAUAUGGAUUAAAGCACGAAAAGAAAUGGGAAAGGAAGGGCGACGAAAAAGAAAGGCAGAACAGCAAGCUCAUUCAAAGAAACUACUUAAACAAAGGUUUUCUUUAAUAAAUGAUACUGGGGUCCCUAAUGUUCAAACAAAUGCGAACGCAUGCCCUGCUGCUUCCACUGGGCAUCAGGCAUUCAGCCCCACGGAUCAUGGGCAGAACGGUAAUGCCUCUAAUGGUAACGAGAUUGUUCCCUCUACGGAUGAUAGCAGUGCAACCUCAUCAGCUCUCAGAAAUAUUGAUUCGGCAACACCGAAUUUUCAAUCCAAUCACGAAUCCGGCACAUCAAUGACAUUGGAUCCACAAGCUUAUGCCGAAGGUUCGGAAGAUGAGGAGCAUGGCACUCAGCAACUGAGAUCUGAAAGUGCUGUUGUUCCCAGCCAUCUUAGGAAGCCUUUAGACUCGCCCUCGAAAAUAGCUAGCCCUCCCGGAGUCAACGGGGGCAAAAACAAGGAUAUGAGUGCGGGCAUUGUGCCACGUCAAGCUGCUGUAAACCCAAAAGCUCUGACAGCGCCAACGAACGAUGCUUUCCUUAACGGCGAUGCUUCAUACACUAAUGUCAACCUCAAUAGCCAUGACCCUACCGAUAUCCAUCUUGACAACCUUGACUUUACUGAUCUCUAUCUUGGCAAUCUUGACUUUACCGAUAUCUUUCUCGACGACCUUACCGAUAUUAAUCUCACUGACUUUGAUGCUUCGCUUACAGAAAGUCGGUCAUGA